AUGCUGGACAGCGCGCCCCUAAAAGACUCCCCCAUUAUCCCUGGGUGGGUGGUCACUACGUCAGGAUGGUGUGCUUUGUUUGCCAGUUUUGUCAUAUUCGGCCUGAUCCUCAUGCAUCUACGAAACUACCGUAAGCCUUUUCAGCAGCGGCUCAUGAUUCGCAUCCAGCUCAUUUUGCCUCUUUUUGCCCUUUCUUGUUAUUCCAUGUUGAUCAAUCCUACCGCAGUCAUGGUCAAGUUCGCCAUUGAGCCAGCACGAGAGAUAUAUGAGGCAUUCGUUAUAUAUACGUUCUUUUCACUUCUUAUUGAUAUGCUCGGAGGUGCAAAAAGUAUUGUCAUCAUGACCAGUGGCCGGCCACCGGUCCCGCAUCCCGGCUUCAUGGGAAGAUGUCUUCCCAAGCUAGACAUCUCAGAUCCCACCACUUUCCUCGCAAUAAAGCGAGGCAUUUUGCAGUAUGUUUGGCUCAAGCCGAUUCUCUGUUUUGGAGUGUUGUUUCUUGAAUUAUUGGGAUGGUACGAUGUGAACAAUUUGGGCUGGAAUUCUGUCUACCUUUGGUUGACCAUUUUAUAUAAUUGCAGUGUGUCUCUCUCGUUGUACUGUCUAGCCAUCUUCUGGAAGAUUUUAUGGACAGAUUUGAAACCUUUUAACCCGAUUGGUAAGUUUCUCUGCGUCAAACUUAUCAUCUUUGCUUCCUACUGGCAGGGUGUUAUUUUGGCUAUUCUAAAUUUUGCUGGAAUAUUGCCCGGCCAUGGCCAAGAGGGAGAAAAUGGCGCUCCAAAUAUUGGUGUUUCCAUUCAAAACGCACUUCUAUGUGUGGAGCUCAUUGGUUUUGCAAUUGGGCACUGGUUUGCAUUUUCAUAUAAGCCUUACACUAUUUCGCAGAUACCCAAUGGUCGUCUUGAGUUUUACUAUGCCUUCCGUGACAUGACUGGAAUUCAAGACUUGGUGAUUGAUUUCAGACUUACAUUCUAUGGUGACUACUACAAGGACUACAAACAGUUCGAUUCUGUUGAGGCAGUCAUUGCCCAUCCCGCCACCAAUGGACGGAUGAGCAGACUCAACCAGGGUCUUCGAUAUCAUAAUGACGGUAAGCAGAAACACUGGCUUCCACAGCAACAAAAUAUGGCUCCAAGCCAGUCACAGGUCACCCUGAACAGUAAACAUAGUAUAAAAAGCACUUCCGAGAUGAAUGCGAUCCCUGACUUUGACAAGAAGCGGUCGAAAUAUGCUAAUUCAAUUGAUCUGCAUGGAGCUUCAACUAGGGCUCUAUACCAUGGAGCACCUGGUAAUUUAUCCCCCACAUUAUUUCCUACUCAAGCAGGUGACACAAGCUCCGUCAAUACCGCUCGAUCGAGCCAAGAAGAAGAUCCAGAAAGCAUUUCCGAGAUCAUUAGUUCUGCUAAUCCGGAUAUUGAUUACAGCAACGAGUAUUUGGACGAAGAUGAGCUCUUUUAUCAGGCAGCCUGUUCUGUGGUGAACAACUACAAACUUGAUCAAGUGCAAGUAAAAAAGCUAAUCAAUUACCCGAUUGUGGAUGAGCUAAUAGAUGGCCAUGUCUACGGGUAUAAGGUUAAAAAGUUACGUGCCAAAAGACUGAAGAUGCUUCACGACAGAAAUUCAAGCUAUGGUAGUGUCUAG
Australozyma saopauloensis is the source of this 1638-nucleotide messenger RNA. RefSeq lists its product as uncharacterized. The transcript has a single exon. NCBI's taxonomy places the organism in Eukaryota, Fungi, Ascomycota, Pichiomycetes, Serinales, Metschnikowiaceae. Gene Ontology annotation, molecular function: transporter activity. The coding region runs from base 1 to 1638 and encodes 545 amino acids. Gene Ontology annotation, biological process: transport. The record is from RefSeq and is a predicted model, not a curated record. Gene Ontology annotation, cellular component: membrane.